Messenger RNA from Amphiprion ocellaris (clown anemonefish), 1558 nucleotides. RefSeq names its product H-2 class II histocompatibility antigen, A-K alpha chain-like. Lineage: Eukaryota; Metazoa; Chordata; Actinopteri; Pomacentridae. Bases 35 to 751 code for a protein of 238 amino acids. The record is from RefSeq and is a predicted model, not a curated record. The transcript is spliced from 4 exons. Gene Ontology annotation, molecular function: MHC class II protein complex binding. Gene Ontology annotation, biological process: immunoglobulin production involved in immunoglobulin-mediated immune response; positive regulation of T cell activation; peptide antigen assembly with MHC class II protein complex. Gene Ontology annotation, cellular component: membrane; MHC class II protein complex.
GCUGCUCAAAACCAAACCCAGUGACUAAUCAGAGAUGGCUCUGUCUGCGAUCAUACUGCUGAUAUCUACUGGAGCGGCAUCUGCAACAACAUCAUCCCAUCAGUUCCACUACAUCUACUCGUGCUAUGAAUCCAACGACGUGCGAGUGGACGUCGUCUUUGACGAUGUUGUCGUUGCAUAUGCUGAUUUCAACAAGGAAGAGAUGGUGAUGACGGUACCCGAGCUGCCAAAGUCUAUAAAGGAGUGGAAGAAACGGGCUUAUGAAAUUGCUAAAACCAGCAUUGCACACUGUCACAGCACUUUGAUUACAGCAAAAGGAGCUGAUCCUGGUUCUCCCAUGAGGCAAGAGGCUCCAGACAGCUUCGUCUAUACCCGGUAUGAGGGGGAGGAAAAUGUCGUCAACACUCUCUACUGUUUGGCCAAACACUUCUACCCGCCCACCAUCAUCUUCACAUGGACCAAAAAUGGGGUGGAGGUCACAGAGGGGGUAUUUAACCUGCGUUACCAACACAGUGCUGAUGGGACGUUCCACAGAAUUUCAACGCUGACUUUUACUCCUCAAGAGGGAGAUGUUUACUCCUGCAAGGUGGAACAUCAGGCCUCACAGCAGCCUCUGACCAGGACCUGGGAGCUGAAGGAGAAGAAGAGGAGCAGUGUGAGUCCUGCAGCUGUGUUCUUCAUCGUGAGCCUCAUUUUGUGCCUGAUGGGAAUCGGAACCGGAGUAUUCUUUUUUAACAAGCAGCCAAAUUAACCCCUUUCAUUUUGGGAUUUUACUUGGGGAAGUUCAGCACAAAGAUAUGGUUUGGUCUCCAUGCUAAAAGUGCUUUCAUAGAGCAAAACACAAUCAAUAUUAUAACUGAAUUUAUAUCAAACACAUUAUAGAGGAGGCUUCUGUGAACCACCAGAUUACGUUGUCAGUAAAUCACAGUUUGUUGUGAAUUCAGUGUGUGACUGAAUCUGUGUUUUAUACACUUGAAUGAUGUGUCAUAUAUACUAUUUGAUGUUACAUAAAGAAAUCACACGUUGGGCGAGGUGUUGGAGUUUUUAUACAAUCAGCAGUGUGUGUUUCUGUAAGACAUGCAGCUGGACAUGGAUGUGGUUAUUUUAUCCUUAGAAAUAGAGGCAAUAAAGAUAAAUUACAAUUGAAUUCCAUGUGAGGAUUCACUGUUAAAGAAAACCAACCUUACUCAACGUAGCACAGACAUUUAAUUCAGAACAAAUCCACAGGGGGGAACCAGAGAUUGUGGAAACUGGAGCUCAUGUCAAACUUAACUUAAUUAUAAGGUUUUUCCACCACAGUGUUUCUUUCUGUUAUUCUGGCAAACAGCUUUCUUCUGAUUGUGUUAAUGCAACAUGAUAAAUUAUAACUACACACAUACUGUAAAUCAGCUUCCUCAAAAACAGAGGAAGACUUUGUUAACCUUACCUUGUCCCUUAUGAUUGAAUGAUAAAGAUCAGAUCCCUCUUUCUGUUACCAUCUUAAAAGUAAUCCUUUACUGGGGAAGACUUAGUGAGGGCGAACUGUGGGAUUCCUGGGGAUAACAAUCUAUUACACAAG